Molecule: messenger RNA, 1676 nt
Organism: Hevea brasiliensis (rubber tree)
Lineage: Eukaryota; Viridiplantae; Streptophyta; Magnoliopsida; Malpighiales; Euphorbiaceae
Product: zinc finger protein ZAT4
Exons: 2
Coding region: 186-1157 (323 amino acids)
Biological process (GO): regulation of DNA-templated transcription
Source: RefSeq, a predicted model, not a curated record
AUUUAUUUUUUUAUUUUGUAUAUCUACAAAUCAUAAUUUUUGGGUUGUGUGUGUGUCCUUUUGGUGGAGGAAUGCUUGUCAACUACUCCUUUUAAGUUCUGCAAUCUCUCUAUGUGCUUGUUCUAGUUUUUGAGAGAGAGAGAGAGAGAGAGAGAGAUAUUGAUCUUUGCUCGCUUUCUGCUUCAAUGGAGAGGCACAAAUGCAAGCUCUGCUCUAGAACUUUCGCUAAUGGCAGAGCUUUGGGUGGUCACAUGAAGGCCCACUUAGCCACCCUGCCUCUCCCUCCAAAGGCCACGAUGACGACUCAGCAACAGACCGGAGACCGCACUGAGUCAGCAUCAUCCUCGUAUUCUUCUUCUGGUGAAGAACAGGAACUGGAAAUCAAGAACAGAGAAUUUGAAGAGAAGGCUUUGGUUUAUGGGUUGAGAGAGAAUCCCAAGAAGAGUUUCAGGUUCGCAGAUCCUGAGUUCUCUUUCGCUGUUGAUGCUGGGUCUGUUGUUCAAGAUAGAGAAAGCGAGACCGAGUCAAGAAAUCCAACUCGUAGACGAUCUAAGAGGACCCGGAAAUCGGGUUUUUCAGAGAAUCAGAAGCAGAAUUUCGAUGCCAAGAAACUAAAGUUGAAGAAUCCAAGUUCGGAGGAGUCGCCGACAGAACCAGAACCGGUGAGUUCCGUGUCUAAUACUUCCCCUGAAGAAGAUGUUGCCAUGUGUCUUAUGAUGCUUUCAAGGGAUGUUUGGACGAGAAACUAUGAAGAAGAAGAUCAAGAACAAGGCAAAGAUAGAGAAAGAUCAGUUGGUAUGAAGUUGAAAGUGCCGGAGGAGAUCAAAGUGGGUAAGAUUCGCGGGAAGUUGAGAUGUGAAAAAUGCAUGAAACUGUUUCGAUCUUCACAGGCAUUGGUUGCGCACAAGAGGAUUUGCUCUCUAAAUGGAGCAGAGCUAAGAAACAAUGAAGGUAAUGAAAGAAUUUUCGAGUGUCCAUAUUGCUUCAAGGUGUUUGGCUCUGGACAAGCACUUGGCGGACACAAAAGAUCGCAUCUUAUGGGUACUUCAACACCUAGUGCUGCAGAAAAUUCUGCUAAACUUGACAACAAUCUCAUAGAUCUUAACUUGCCAGCUCCAACCGAAGACGAUGACUUUAGUGUGGUCUCUGAUGCCUAAUUCAUUGACACGUACUAUGAACUAUGAAGCUUUCUCUCUCAUUUUUUCAGGGUUUCUUCUCAUCUCUCUGUUUGGGGUUUGUGGUUUUAGACUUUUAGCCCUUGGAAAGCAUUAAAGCCAAUGAUUUUGAAGAGGAAAACGUGAAAGGACAAAAACAACCUCCAAGGAUAUUGUAAUGGGUCUUGGCUUGCUUUUACUUUUUCUUGGGCUGCUGGGACUUUGUGGGAUAUCUUUGAAGGUGACUACUGACUGGAGAAGAACUGAGAAAGAUCCAAAUCCCUUCAUUUUCUCAGUAAAAAUUUAUCUGCCUUGAAAUGAACGAAGUAUCCGGGCAAAAGGAAGGGCCAUGCUAUUCUUAUCGAAGAAUCAGUCAGAUUUGUUUAUUAUAUUUAUAUUUUAUUAUGUGGUUAUAUAAAUAUUAGAUGCUAUUAUUUCUUUUUUUUUUUUAAAUAGAAAAAAGAAUUGUAAUUGACAUCCUCAUGACAUUUUCUUCAUUAAAAUAUUUCUUUCUUUGAUGCA